This is a messenger RNA of Paramisgurnus dabryanus, 2373 nucleotides long. RefSeq names its product IKBKB interacting protein (gene ikbip). The record is from RefSeq and is a predicted model, not a curated record. NCBI's taxonomy places the organism in Eukaryota, Metazoa, Chordata, Actinopteri, Cypriniformes, Cobitidae.
UUCAGAACUCAACACGUUAUGUGUGGCGCUGCGCUGGUUUUCUGUUGUUUCUGUUCUGCUGCGUGGCGACUUCAGCAUCUGACGAGAUUUCAGCAAUCUAAUGAAUAUAUAAUGACUUUAGAUCAAAUGUUUUCUUAUUUAUUUGCAUAUAUAAAUUUAUAACAGAGGGCGCUUUUAGAGUUUUAAAGACUUUGAGUUCAAACAUGCAGAGCGGCGAAAUAAAACAACGAAAAAAGACUUCAGAUGCCAAAGAAAACGGAAAGAAGAGAAAAUCAGAAGAUAAAGUUAAAGAUGAAGUCAAAAGAGAAGCAGAAGAGAAAGAAAACACGAUUAAAAGUUCAGAAAAGAGUUCAGAUGUGAAGCUCGUCAUGAGUUUGAUGUCUCUCGCGGUCUCUUUAGUGUUAAUGUGUGCUCUCUAUCAACAGAAUGUAAAGUUUGCAGAAAUGAAAGAACAAUACGAGCAUUUAUAUGAGAAGACACGAGGCGUCCUCGAGCUCCAGUCACAGAUGACCACAGUCUCAGAAAAGCUGCAGGCUUCCAUAGAUGAAUAUGAUGAGAUUCUGACCUCCACGACCCUGAUGACAAAGAUCAAACACGACAUCGCCUUCAUCCACGACACGUCCACAGUACUGCAGGAGCACCAGGAGACGUCUUCACUCCAGUACCAAACCAUAAACAACCGCUUCCAGAACAUCACGGAGACGUGGAGGAGCAGACAGACAGACGUGAGCGACGACCUGAACGAGCUGAAGACAGAAUCACGGUCCACGCACGGACGCAUCACGGAGCACGUCAAUGCCGUAGACGGACGUCUGCGCGUCCUGAGUGAACGUCUGCAGGAGGUGGAGGACGGCAUCAAGAGAAACUCACGAGUCUUGGAUCGGACGGAGGAGGAGGACGCUAGGAAAGUCCAGGAGCUUCUGGACUGGAACUCUGGACGGGUUUCUAAAUUCCAGGAGAAGCUCAGAUCUCUGACCAGGAGCCGUGAGGACCUCCAGAAGAGGCUGGAGAAGACGCUUCCUCGCGUCAAACAGUGGGAGAGCCGGCUGCCGGACGUAGAGGAGUCUGUCCGAUCUAUGCUUAAACUCCGAGCUCAGCUGAGCGACACAGAGAGGAGAUUAAAGGAGCUGACGCUACAGGUGCAGGACACAGAGGAGAAGAUGUUGAGGACUCCAACAGAACUCAUCACAUGAACGCUCGUGAUCCUGGAGUGACCUGAGAUCGCAAUCACUUACAGUCUGAAUGACAUCACAGAAACAAUCUGAGCCCAUAGUAUUGAUGUGUGUUUAUCUGCUGUUGCACAUGAAUGUUUUCAUUAUGGAGUUAAGUCAUUGUCAGUAUUGUGUGUUGUGUUGUUGUCGGACAUUUAAUUUGUGCAUGAAGUUUGAGCUCAGGUUCUUGUGUAUCACGUGACCAAAGAUGUUUAAACACAAAUAUACAAGAGGAAAUGAUUGAUUAUAGAUCUAAUACAGUACUAGAAGAAUAAUAAAACCUAUUAUUAUUAUUGAUAAAUUUAUAUAUUUAGCAUUCCUGUACAUCACAUGAUGUCAUUCUUACUGUGACAGGACUCAAAUAUUUCAGUAUAUAAGUGGUUUACAGAGGUCAUGAGUGAUAUUUAACUUUAAUGAUAUCUAAUGUGCUGGUCUGUAUACGCUUUAUUACACACUUAUUUUUGUUCAGAGCCAUUUAUAUUUUUGCAUUUGGCAGAUGUGACUUGUGGUCCAUUCAAUACAGGAACACAGAAGCCGUAAUUCUUAGCAUUUCUAGAUGUUAUCUUCGUAGAUUUGUAUAAUCAAGUCUAGAUGUCUAGUCCACGCUGCUGGCCAAUUGAGUGGAACGUCCGCAUUUGGCGGCCAACUUACCACAGGCAGCUCGCUCACUCGUAGCAUUGAGUUUUAUCGAUGCAAAUACUUUAAAUGACCAUAACUUAUUCAAUUUUCUACCAAUUUUCAAACGGUUUGGUUUGUUAUAAACGUCAAAGAUGUACCUCUGACAUUGCAUAAUUAUACUAAAAAAAAAAAAAAUUCAUUUAACAUGUCAAAGCAUCCAGAAUUUUAGCCACGUUAAUAAUGCUUGUAAGAAACCAAACCAUUUGAAAAUCGGUAGAAAAUUGAGCAAGUUGUGGUCAUUUAAAAGUGCAUGCAUCAUAAAACUCAAUGCUACGAGUGAGCGAGCUGUCUGAGGUAAGAUGGCCGCCAGGUGAUGACGUUAGAGACUCCGCCGUAACACAUCUAGCCUUUAUACAUAUCUCUGGUUAUCUUGAUAUCACUGCUGUUGUGUCUCUUAUGGAUGAUUUGUGCUCCAGAUGUUUUGCUGAUUUUAAUAAAACUAAAUGCUAUCUGAACUUCUGUGUCUUUAAAUAAACACACACAU